Camellia sinensis is the source of this 1059-nucleotide messenger RNA. The record is from RefSeq and is a predicted model, not a curated record. NCBI's taxonomy places the organism in Eukaryota, Viridiplantae, Streptophyta, Magnoliopsida, Ericales, Theaceae.
AUGUUGGGAGAUCCGGCCCGGCGCAAUCAGAAGCUCAGAUGCACCUACCAUCAAGACAGGGGGCACAUGACUCAGAAUUGCAGGGCACUGAAGCAACACUUAGAGGACUUAGUAGUAGCUGGGCACCUCCGGGAUUACAUUGAUCAAGAUAAGGAAGUGACCAAACCGGGGAACCCACCACCAGAACCGAAUAUUGAGCACCCACCUCGGUUGAUAAUAAAUGUGAUCCAUGGAACAACGACUCAAGAACCUGAGGAGACACUGAAAGAAGAGAUUGCUAAGGCUGUGCAAAUUCAACAAGUCAUGUCAGUGGAGCCUGCAUUGAAAAAGGUACGCACGGUACCCAAAUCCCCCUUGUGUACUGUUUCAUUUACUAGAAAAGAUUUAAAAGGUAUACAGCACCCACAUACUGAUGCACUGAUUAUAACUGUGGGAAUUGGGAAACGGUUUGACGUAAAACGAGUCCUGGUAGAUCAAGGCAGUGCAGCAGACAUAUUGUAUUAUGACUUGUUCAGAAAGCUUGGUCUCUCCGAGCAGCAUCUCACCCCAGCGGCAGCCCCCAUAGUUGGCUUCAAUUCACAGUCAGAAUGGCCGCUUGGCAUAAUAGUAUUGCCAGUUGUGACAGGAACAAAAAUGCUCCAGAUAGAGUUUCUAGUUAUUAAUACCCCAUCCCCUUACAACGCCAUACUUGGGCGUCCAUGGAUUCAUCAAAUGGAGGUGGUCCCUUCAACCUACCACCAGCUCAUCCAUUUCCCAACGGAACACGGAGUAGAACAGAUCUUAGGGGAUCAACCAGUCUUGGAAGAUGUAGAGGGAACCCAAGAGGAAAAGAUAGUAGAGGAUUUGGAGAAAGUCCUAGUAAAAGAGGAUGAUCCAGAAAAGUACUUCCUUAUCGGGCUGGACCCAGAAUUUGCUUGCCACAAGCUCAACAUUAACUCUUCUGCUCAGCCUGUAGUACAGAAAAGUCGGAGAUCCUCAGUUGAGCUCACUAAAGCAGUAAUUGCCGAAGUCGAAAAACUCCUGGCAUCGGGCACGAUCAGAGAAGUUCAGUACCCGUAA